Molecule: messenger RNA, 2147 nt
Organism: Dendrobium catenatum
Lineage: Eukaryota; Viridiplantae; Streptophyta; Magnoliopsida; Asparagales; Orchidaceae
Product: protein NETWORKED 4B
Exons: 3
Coding region: 254-1837 (527 amino acids)
Cellular component (GO): vacuolar membrane
Molecular function (GO): actin binding
Source: RefSeq, a predicted model, not a curated record
UUUUUGGGUUCUUUUUUGUGGGAGAAUAUUGAGAAGGCUAAAUGCCAGUUCUUGUAAAAAUAUGAAAAUAAAAUCAGCUUGAUACAGCAAGGGAUUGGUGAAUUGGGAAUGAAUUAAGAGGUCAUAGUUGGAGAUCUUGAUAGAGUUGAAAAGCCUUUUUCAAUUUAGGUUUUCUUGAAUCAGGAGCCUUUUUUUGGGAACAGGAUGCUAUAGAUAAUAGAUUGCUAUUCAUUUCUCUCAAGAAGUGAAGAGGAUGGCAAGUAGGAAAUCUCAUUCAUGGUGGGGGAAUAGUUAUACCAGUCCAAGAAAUUCAAAAUGGUUGUCUGAAAAUGUUGAAGAGAUGGAUGUCUUGGUCAAUGAAAUGCUGAAGCUUAUAGAAGAGGAUGGCGAUUCAUUUGCAAAAAAAGCUGAGAUGUAUUACCAGAGGCGUCCAGAGUUGAUCUCCCAUGUUAAAGAUUUUUACCGCAUGUACCGUGCACUUGUUCAACGUUAUGAUCAUGCAAUUGGUGAUCAGGCAAAGAAUAUUCCCACUGAAAUCCAAUCCCAAGGUUCAGCCAACUUGUCUGAGUUUGGCGUAGAAGCAGCUUCAGCUUCUUUACCUUCCUCUCCAGCGAGAACAGCAGAACAAAAGGCGAACCAUUUCAAGCCACACUGGAGGGCUGCUGGCUUUGAUUUCUUCCUUGGGUCGGGUCGAAGCUCGGAUCGUUCUAGAAAGGGAUCAGAUGAGUCAUCAUCAGAAUCUGGCUCUGAAUCUGACUACAGCAAGGCUAUGGAUGUCUAUGAGAAUUCUUUUAGGCUUGAAAUGAGGAUAAUUGGUUUAGAGAAUGAGCUUCAUGAAGCAAGGGAUAAGCUUCAGGAAUAUAAGAAUGGACCUAAAGAACAGUGUGAACAUUUGUUAAACAGUGAAGUCUUAGAUUUGUCUUCAACAACUUCAUCCAUGGAGAUCCUACCUGUAUCAGCAAAUAAGAACUUCACAGCAUUGGAAAAACAAAUUGAAACAUUGCAAGCUUAUUUACCAGACCAAGAAGUUGAGAUCAGAAAUCUCAUGGAAGCAAUGGAGGCUGCUGCUAAGCAAUUUGAGAAUGAAAUUUCGAGUAGAGAUCACAUAAUUAAGGAGUACAAAACAUGGCUCGGUGCAAUAUUGAACAAAUCUAUUAGCAUCAUUGCAGAAGAUGAGCAGAUUGCGGAUGAGAAAUCACGUCUGGAAAUCAAAAUUCUGGAGCAGGAGCAAAUGAUUUUGGAGCUGAAGGCCCUGGCUGCACAUUCUUCUAAGAGGCUUCUCCAAGAGAAGUAUGCGCUGGAAGCUAAACUUUCAAGUCUUAUGGUCUCUAGCAACUCCUAUUGGGCAAAGCUUCAAGUUUUAGAGAAACGGGUAAAGCAGCUGGAGGCUGAGAAAUUUAAAGUAUGUGCUGAGAGUGCCAGGCAAAUAAUCGAACUAACUCAAAGUCUUGAAGCAGUUAAGCUGAAAGUUGUCAUAUUAGAAUCAGAGAAAGAAGAGCUCAAACCUAAAGUGAGUAAGCUUGUGGAGGACAUCGAAGCUCAAGAUGACGAUCCUACAGAAGAUGACGAACACCUGCAAGAAUUAAAUCUGGAGCACGCAAAACUAAUCCAAGAAUUUGAGAACGCUCAAAAAGCCUCAUCAGAGCUAAAAACUAGAGUGAGAGAGCUUGAGGAUGAGGUGGAAAGGCAGAGGGUGCUAAUCAUGGAUGGUGCUGAGGGGAAGAGGGAAGUUAUCAGGCAGCUUUGCUUCUCCAUUGAGCAUUAUCGCAUAGAAUACCAACAGCUGUGUAGGAGGCUGCAGGUGCAACAUAGAAGACCUGCAAUCAUGGCCAUCUGAUCAACCUUUCUGGGUAAAAGAAAGUAGAAGAAAACGAUGAAGAUGUAUUGAGUUCAGGCUUUGCACAAUUUCACCUGUGAGGGUUUCAUCUACCUUGUUAGUUUUGUGUAAUUAUGCAGUGAUAGGAACUUUUGCACUGCAUGGAAGAUAAAAUUAGGAGGAAGCUUUUUCUGUCUGUUUUUAAAUGAUAGAAAUCUAUCCUAAAUUUUCAUUAGGCAAAUCCAAGACGAGCAUGAAAUUAAUCACACAUAUUAGAUAAGCAUAAUAUCAAUCAUAUUUACUAAAUCUAUGUGAAUAUGAUGACAUUUAU